Tuber melanosporum (Perigord truffle) is the source of this 1379-nucleotide messenger RNA. RefSeq lists its product as uncharacterized. The coding region runs from base 1 to 1299 and encodes 432 amino acids. The record is from RefSeq and is a predicted model, not a curated record. Gene Ontology annotation, biological process: ubiquitin-dependent protein catabolic process; positive regulation of proteasomal ubiquitin-dependent protein catabolic process; protein polyubiquitination. Gene Ontology annotation, cellular component: cytoplasm; ubiquitin ligase complex. The transcript is spliced from 3 exons. Gene Ontology annotation, molecular function: ubiquitin conjugating enzyme binding; zinc ion binding; ubiquitin protein ligase activity. NCBI's taxonomy places the organism in Eukaryota, Fungi, Ascomycota, Pezizomycetes, Pezizales, Tuberaceae.
AUGGACGAACUAUCGGAAAGAUUGAUCAUCUCGCUUCAGCUGCAAGAUAUCGAGGAAGUGUUGGCCACUCGAAAAGGAAAGGGCAGGCAAGGGGAUCUCGCAGCCUCUAAUGACGAACUCGCGUUCAACACUUAUCGCAGGUAUCUGCAAGAUUCGGAGCAAGCCAUUAUCGGCCGCCGCAUGACGGAAAGUUUGGAGGAGGCGAUGCGAGCAGAUUGUGAUAUCCUCACAGAGAUAGCUUCGGUCGAGGGGGUUGCAAAGAGUGAUCGCGAUCUCGCGAUACGCCUGGAGAGAGUGUGUGAGGGGGAAGCUAGCUCGUCAGACCCAGGGUCUGAAGAAUGGGUUUCCGCGUCAGAUCACACAAGCGAGGUUAGCGAGAUUGCGGUGAAUGAAUGGCAAGCAAGAUUGAUGCUAGAGGAUCAGACGGGGGUCACACCCGGCCCAUCCUGGAUGCCCACUAGGAGGGAGCCGCAGAGGGGGUGCGAAAUAUGCUUUGACACGUUUUCCGUCAAUCUCACCCUGAGUGCUCCGUGCGGGCACAUAUACUGCCAAUCCUGUAUGAAAGAAGUCUUUCUCAACGCAUGUGUCGACGAGAUGCUCUUCCCACCGCGGUGUUGCAAGAGGGAGAUUCCAUUUCACAUGGCGGAAAAGGUACUUUCGGGCAAAGAAGUGUCGGAGUUCCGGUCGAAAUCCCGCGAAUAUUCUAGCAAAGACCGGACAUAUUGUUGCAGACCAACUUGCUCCGAGUUUAUUCCCUCAGAUUGGAUCCGGGGUGACGUAGGGACUUGUCCGAAGUGUUUCGCAGUAACAUGUGCGAUGUGUAAGAAGGAGCAACACCCCGGGGAUUGUCCCCAAGACAAGAGUUUGGACCUUACCUUGGAGCUUGCUGCAAGGAGCGGGUGGCAGAGAUGCAAAAAUUGCCAUGCGUUGGUUGAGAUAUCAUCUGGCUGUCAUCACAUGACUUGCAGGUGCAGCGCGGAAUGGUGCUAUAAUUGCGGUGUCACCUGGAAGGAGUGCGAAUGUAGCGACUGGGACGAUGGGCGCUUGAAUAGACGAGCCGAGGAAUUAGCUAUGCGUGGCGCACCUCCGAACGCAAACCGGGCAACCAUAGCUGAUCUCGUGGGGAUAUAUAGGACGAAUUUGCAGGUUAAUCAUGAGUGCGAACAUGUUUCUGGAUGGAGGUUUCUUAGAGGGGGGGCACAAUGCGAGAUGUGUCAUUUUAACCUCCCAAGCUAUAUUUUUUCCUGUAAACGGUGUGAGCUCCUGGCUUGCAACAGAUGUAGGAAGAACAGGAUAUAAGGUAGCAUCGCACUGGUGUCUGCUACCUGGGUCGACGGGCUCACAGGGAUAUCUGAUUAUUAACAAUACAUAUUAUUAAC